Molecule: messenger RNA, 1642 nt
Organism: Pipistrellus kuhlii (Kuhl's pipistrelle)
Lineage: Eukaryota; Metazoa; Chordata; Mammalia; Chiroptera; Vespertilionidae
Gene: ATP6V1D
Product: ATPase H+ transporting V1 subunit D
Exons: 9
Coding region: 154-897 (247 amino acids)
Cellular component (GO): proton-transporting V-type ATPase complex
Molecular function (GO): proton-transporting ATPase activity, rotational mechanism
Source: RefSeq, a predicted model, not a curated record
GAAUGCGAAUCCCGGCGGUCUCCUAGCAACGCGAGGGGGGCGGGCGGUCGAGUGAGACAACCACCUGACUGCGGUGGAAGACGACGCUGUGGCUGGAUCUGUGGCAACCACGUCUGCCUGACCGGGGACCGGAGCCGGACAGUCACCGUCAGAAUGUCGGGCAAAGACCGAAUCGAAAUCUUUCCCUCGCGAAUGGCACAGACCAUCAUGAAGGCUCGAUUGAAAGGAGCACAGACAGGUCGAAACCUCCUGAAGAAGAAAUCUGAUGCCCUAACUCUUCGAUUUCGACAGAUCCUAAAGAAGAUCAUAGAGACUAAAAUGUUGAUGGGUGAAGUGAUGAGAGAAGCUGCCUUUUCACUUGCUGAGGCCAAGUUCACAGCAGGGGACUUCAGCACAACAGUUAUCCAAAAUGUGAAUAAAGCUCAAGUGAAGAUUCGAGCAAAGAAAGAUAAUGUAGCAGGUGUUACCUUGCCAAUAUUUGAACAUUACCAUGAAGGAACCGACAGUUAUGAACUGACUGGUUUAGCCAGAGGUGGGGAACAACUGGCUAAAUUAAAGAGGAACUAUGCCAAAGCAGUGGAACUACUGGUGGAACUCGCCUCACUGCAGACUUCCUUUGUUACUUUGGAUGAAGCUAUUAAGAUAACCAACAGGCGUGUAAAUGCCAUUGAACAUGUCAUCAUUCCCAGGAUUGAACGUACCCUUGCUUAUAUCAUCGCAGAGCUGGAUGAGAGAGAGCGAGAAGAGUUCUAUAGGUUAAAGAAAAUACAGGAGAAGAAAAAGAUUCUCAAGGAAAAAACUGAGAGGGAACUAGAGAAACGGAAGAUAGCUGGAGAGGUGACAGAGCCUGCCAAUCUUCUGGCUGAAGAGAAGGAUGAGGAUCUUCUGUUUGAGUAACCUUGCCUGCUCUGGUUCUUUCAGUCCUGACGUGACACCAUUUUAGUUCAGUGUGUAGGUUUGGUUCGUGUGGUGGUGUAUUUUUUGGUCUAAUUUCACUGGUUGUAAAACUUCCCUGUAUGUCCACUUACGGGAUUACUUUUGCAGAAUCUGAAUUUACCAACCAUUGAUCACAGAUGAGAUUUGGAGAACCUGCCUAAGAACUUGUACAAUUUAUUCCACAGAAGUGUCACCCUACCCCAGUUAUAAAUGGUUCCAAGUGAUCGGCUUACCAAGCAUAUUAGGAAAUCCCCCGUGGGAACCAGCAGUGGUCUGAGGCCAUACGAGGAGGCCAGCUACUGUCGGAGCACCCUCCCUUCCUACCCACCCACACCUCUGGCGCUGUUGUCGGAGAUAGCUGCGGCCGUCUGGCACUUCCCCAGCUUUAGGAAAGCCUCCCCUUAAUUUACCUUGCAUGACAUGUCUCUCUUUGUUCUCUUUGUCAUGGAACAGUUGUGCCAAUUUGCAUGUGACUGUGAUAUAAACAGUAAAAUGAUUAAUUUGAGUUGCUCAUUUUUAAAAAAAUUAAGGAAACAAAACUUAAUACCUGUGCCGAUAGGGAGCAUUCCCCUCUGGUGAAGAAUAAGUUAAAAGAUGUGUGUUUCACCCAGAGGUUCCAAUGGACUGACUGCUGGCACAAACGUGAAGACAGCAUGGUCGUUAGAUAUGCUGAAACCUUGAAUAGCAGAGGAUAUAAAUAAAGCAA